AUGGAAUCGGUGGCAGAUGAGGUCUUGAGGGAGGAUGCGGACGAUGGAUUCACAAUGCGUGGGGUAUCAUGCUUGGCUCGGGAAUACUCUGAGGAUAGGCUUCGCAAGCUUAUUCCCUUGAUUUUAUCUGAAGGGCACAGUUCUAAAGCAAUGGCAAAAGGUUGGGCAAAGUUAGAUCCGAAAGAACGUCGUCAUGGUGUUUUAAUAAGCGUUGCUGGAUAUCUCCUCGAAAAAAAAUGCCCAAAGAUCUGCAUGAGACUAAUAGAGUGUUGUAUCCAUGAUACACAUGUACCAAAUCCGGAAGAUAUUUCAUUGGCGAUAGAGUAUCUGGUUGCGUUGGAAUUUCGGGUUCGGAAAGGAAACAGACGGUGGUUACCACCACCGAGGGAAAGGAUUGAGAAAAGGGCUUCGAGGUACAUCGAGCUUCUCAUGCAAAUACUACAGAUAGACUACGGGGGGGCCCUCAGUGUACGGCAGUCGACGAUAUAUAGGCUUAUUCAGGGUGCAUCCUUGGAGGGAGUUGAACGACUUUAUGAUGUCGUCGAAAAGUCCAGGGUGAUUCUUACCACCGAUACUAUUUUACACUUCAUUCAUCGGUUAUCGGAGCCUGAGAGGUGGCCUAGAGCCUAUUCAAUCCUCGAAAAGCUUACGGGGGAUCCCAAAAGGGAUCUGAACCUCCCGCAGGUGUGGAAGGGAUUUCAGACGAUGUUCUAUAAAGCGACCUUCAUUGGCGAGGAAGAGAGCAGCAAGGUUAUCCGGAUGAUGCUCCAGUGCGGAAUUGGGCCUGGAAUAACCUCCUACAACAUACUCAUGAGCAAAGCUGUUCGCGAUAAUGACGAUAACAGCUUGACCGGAAUAUUUCGGCAGAUGAUUGAUAGCGGCUUAAGACCAUCGAUGGUUACAUUUGGGCUUCUUCACAAUUUCUACAAAAACAGAAACCAGGAGCAAGAACGGAUAAACGUCGUUCGGGAUGCUAUGCAGUUGGAUAGAAAACUCAACCGUGUCAUUGCCACAGACAUCCUACACGCUAAACUCAAGGCUACCGAACAUUACUUUCCGGUCCUGGAGGAAUACCUAAACCUUUUCAACCCGGGACCUCUCAUUCCCCUGGGGAUUGCCCCUGCGGAACUCGGUAAUCCACGGCGACAAGCCAUCCAGGACAGACUUGAGCCAAACCAUAAGACAAUUGCCGUAAUGGUCCAUGCAUUCACUGUUCAUGAGCAAGAUUCGUCGGCAGUAUGGACAGCCUACAAACGCUACCACAGUAUUGUCAAAAACGAAGAAAGUGAAUAUUGCGAACUCAUUCGUAAAGCCGGUUGCUAUAUACCGAAUUCCUACAUGUUUGCGCUUGGACAACAUGUGGGCACUCUUCAGUAUGCUGUGAUGAUCAUGGAGGAUAUGCUGAAGCCCAACUCCGUUAUUCACCCAAACGUUCAUUCUUGGUCAAUUUUAAUGCAUGCAAUGGCGAAGAAUGGGAAGGUCGAGCAUGCGGAACAAGUUUUAGGUGCGAUGCGGCGGAAAGGUAUCCAGCCAAAUGUUGUCACUUGGACUUCAUUGCUGUCAGGAUACGUGAGGGUUCAGAGUAUACGAAGGGCAGGGGAUGUUUUGCGAAGGAUGGAUGAACACAAUGUGAGGCCGAACAGCUACACUUUAAAUCUAUUAAAAAGCAUUGUUGAUUCAGACGAGCUUGCAAAAGGCAUGAUGUCAGACGGGGAGCCUGAGAAUCUAGGGGAACAAACGUUCAUGGAUAAUGAUGCUCUAGAAAUAAAGGAGGAGGGUCCGGAAGAUGUAAUAGAUAGGAAGAUGACGGAAGAUGAGAUCGAUAGGCUCCUGAUGAGGAAUGGAGGUGAGGCGAGCAGAGAUACGGAGCUAUCACAAAUGUAA
Messenger RNA from Morchella sextelata, 1884 nucleotides. RefSeq lists its product as uncharacterized. The coding region runs from base 1 to 1884 and encodes 627 amino acids. Lineage: Eukaryota; Fungi; Ascomycota; Pezizomycetes; Pezizales; Morchellaceae. The transcript has a single exon. Gene Ontology annotation, molecular function: protein binding. The record is from RefSeq and is a predicted model, not a curated record.